Messenger RNA from Vitis vinifera (wine grape), 1297 nucleotides. RefSeq lists its product as uncharacterized. Lineage: Eukaryota; Viridiplantae; Streptophyta; Magnoliopsida; Vitales; Vitaceae. The coding region runs from base 514 to 1233 and encodes 239 amino acids. The record is from RefSeq and is a predicted model, not a curated record. The transcript is spliced from 2 exons.
AUGUUGUGGAAUGACAAGUAUUUACGUACAUUAAAGUCUUAUGUCCGUAAUAAGAGUCGUCCAAAAGGUUCUAUUACAGAGGGGUACAUAGCAGAAGAAUGUACAACCUUUUGUUCAAGAUAUUUGCAUGAUGUUGAAACGAAGCAUGACCGUGAAGAAAGAAAUUAUGUCAUUGAAAAUAACAUAACAAAUGGUGGAGGGUUAACCAUUUUCAAAUGCAUGGGACGUACAAUAGGAAAGUCAACAUCUCGUGUUCUUAGCACAGAAGAAUGGUCCCAAGCACAUUUAUAUGUGUUGACUAAUUGUGAGGAAGUGACGUCAUUUAUUGAAGAGCAUAAGCAAUCUAUAAGGGUUAAGCCUCGUAUUCGUGCACGGGAUGUAGAUUUGUUUCACAGAAGAGAAUUCAUUAGUUGGUUUGAAGAACGUGUAAGUUCAUGCACUACAUAAAUUGUUCUAUUAUCUAAUACACAUGUAUGUAUUAACAUCUUAUAUUUGAAUAUAUAGAUUAUACAAAUGCGACAUGAAGGUCCAAUUUCUGAACACAUACUAUCAUUGUCUCGUGGACCAAGUACAUCAGUUACAUGUUAUAGAGGAUACAUCAUUAAUGGGUUCAGAUUUCACACAAGAGAACGCGAAAAGGGAAAAAAAACUCAAAAUAGUGGAGUUGUUGUGACCGCAGAGGUAUCAAGCUUUGCAAGUGCAAGAGAUAAGAACCCAAUUCCUGGUCAUGUUUCUUACUAUGGUGUGCUAACUGAUGUAAUUGAGUUACAUUACCUUGGUGGAAAUAGAGUUAUUUUAUUCAAGUGUGACUGGUGGGAUGUAAUCAAUAGUGGAAGGGGAAUGAAGAAGGAUGAAUAUGGGUUCACGUGUUUGAAUUUUGAAUGUACCAUAUGCACAGAUGAACCAUUUGUGCUUGCAUCUCAAGCAAAACAAGUCUUCUAUGUUCAAAAUUCAAAUGAGGAAAAUUGGCACACCGUUGUAGAGAUACAAACUCGAGGAGUUUAUGAUAUGAAUCAGAAAGUAUCUACUAAUGAUCCAGAGCCAUAUCAACAGCUUAUAACACUUCAUAGUCAACGUGAUGUGCAUGAGUUGAUCGAGAAUGAUUUAAUCAAUUGGGAUAGAAAUGAUAUUGCAGGAGAAACUAUCCAAACAAAUGUUCUACUAUCACAACAAAAAAACAUUGUUGAAAGAGAUAAUGAAUUCAUUCAUGAUGAUGAUAUAGAUGAUGUGUAGCUAAUAGUAUUGGUAAGUACAUAAAUAUAUACUUACCAGAUAUACAAAUUGUAAUUUAUUUCAA